AUGGUCGGAGCCCUGGCAUGUCAGAAAGACUCGUACCUCCGCACUCUUGAGGCCGAAGUUAUCUCAUGCGUCAAAUUUUCACCGCCGAAAGAUAAGAGCAGCCAGAAAAAGAAGAAAUCGUCGUCUGAUGCCUCAUCUCUUAACAACACAGACUCAUGGCUAGUUGAGUUUUCUGAUUCUGUGUUAUUCCCCGAGGGUGGCGGUCAGCCCUGCGACUAUGGUUCUAUCGUACCCUUGUCGUCGCCUUCUUCGGAACCAAUCCCUAUCACUCGUGUCGAGCGUCAAGGACUCAAAUGUGUCUAUCACGUGGGAACGGCCUUGGUUCCCGGUGCCAUAGUUCGCCAAGAUGUUGACUUCAACCGUCGGUGGGACCAUAUGCAGCAGCAUACCGGUCAGCACUUGCUCUCUGCCGUCAUGGACACUUACGAAAACCUCGGGACUCUCGGUUGGGGCAUGGGAGCAGAAGGUGGUGUGAACUAUGUCGACCUACCCCGAAAGCCAUCGCAGUCAGAGAUGCAAGCGAUUCAGGACAGAUGUAAUGAGAUCAUUCGCGACAAUGUAUCCAUCACAGUCAAUACUCCCAGUACUGCCGAAUCGAACAGCUCGCCGAGCGACUAUGAUCUUGAGAAGGGUCUUGUCCGAGUGAUUAGUAUUGGAGAUUUUGAUCACAACGCCUGCUGUGGCACCCAUCUGGCUCAAACUUCCCACGUCUCUCUUAUUCUACUACAUUUCACACAACCCGUUCAUGGCACGAACUGUCGCCUAUACUUUUCAGUCGGCGACCGAGCUAUCAAGGCAUCCACAGAGUCCAUCAGUGCUCUUCGUUCCAUUGCCAAAACUAUAUCUUCAUCAAACGUCCCUGCUGAAUUAGUUACCAGCGUUAAUAGGGUCAACGACACUGCGACAGAUUUGAAGCGACGAGAGAGGAAUUUGCUGUCAGAAAUUGCAAAGUAUGAAGGAGAUCGGGUAAAGGCUAUUCUUCAGAGUGGAAAGAAUGCAUGGGUCUAUCGUCCUUCAGGCAAUCUUGAGUUUCUGAACAUGGUCGUUUUUGAGGUCAAAGACGUAGUGAAAGACGGUGUGGUUGUCUUGGCAGCCGGUGAAGGGCAAGCAGGUGGCCCCAUUGUUGUCAUUGGCGAUAAAGAUUCGGUAUCAAAGAUUUCCGCAAAGGUUCAAGAAGUUGUGCUGAGUGUCAAGGGUGGUGGCAAAGGGGAAAAAUGGCAGGGCAAGGUGAAGGAGUGGAGAAAGGAAGAUUUAGAAGCGAUCAGAGAGUUAGUAGAGUAG
Messenger RNA from Ilyonectria robusta, 1281 nucleotides. RefSeq names its product Threonyl/alanyl tRNA synthetase. The transcript has 3 exons. The record is from RefSeq and is a predicted model, not a curated record. Bases 1 to 1281 code for a protein of 426 amino acids. Lineage: Eukaryota; Fungi; Ascomycota; Sordariomycetes; Hypocreales; Nectriaceae. Gene Ontology annotation, biological process: alanyl-tRNA aminoacylation; regulation of translational fidelity. Gene Ontology annotation, molecular function: alanine-tRNA ligase activity; ATP binding; nucleic acid binding.